Molecule: messenger RNA, 1322 nt
Organism: Cucurbita maxima (winter squash)
Lineage: Eukaryota; Viridiplantae; Streptophyta; Magnoliopsida; Cucurbitales; Cucurbitaceae
Product: 40S ribosomal protein SA-like
Exons: 6
Coding region: 159-1067 (302 amino acids)
Biological process (GO): cytoplasmic translation; ribosomal small subunit assembly
Cellular component (GO): cytosolic small ribosomal subunit; ribosome; 90S preribosome
Molecular function (GO): structural constituent of ribosome
Source: RefSeq, a predicted model, not a curated record
CGAAAUUACAUCAAGAUGUUCAAUAUAACCUUCCCUACCCAGCAUUCGUCUUCUUCAGCAGAGCCCUCUUAACCCGGCCGCCCAUUCUCACUUCCACUUCUCGGUUUCUCCACUGACGGCGGUUCGCCAUCUCUCGGCCGUCUCUCCAAGAUUGAACAAUGGCGACUGGAACAGAACAGCGUCAACUCACGCAGAAGGAGGCGGACAUUCAGAUGAUGUUGGCCGCUGAGGUUCAUCUAGGUACUAAAAACUGCAAUUUCCAGAUGGAGCGAUACGUUUUCAAGCGCCGGAAUGAUGGAAUCUACAUUAUUAACCUGGGCAAAACAUGGGAGAAACUUCAGAUGGCUGCUAGAGUUAUUGUGGCUAUCGAGAAUCCUCAAGACAUUAUUGUUCAGUCUGCCAGGCCUUAUGGCCAGAGAGCUGUUUUGAAGUUUGCACAAUACACUGGUGCUCAUGCAAUUGCUGGGAGGCACACCCCUGGAACAUUCACCAACCAGCUUCAGACCUCAUUCAACGAGCCACGUCUUCUGAUACUUACUGAUCCUAGAACUGAUCAUCAGCCCAUCAAGGAAGGUGCCCUUGGAAACAUUCCUACAAUUGCCUUUUGCGACACUGAUUCACCAAUGCGGUAUGUUGACAUUGGGAUUCCAGCUAAUAACAAGGGGAAACACAGCAUAGGAUGUCUAUUCUGGCUUCUUGCGAGGAUGGUUUUGCAAAUGCGUGGAACAGUUCGUCCUGGGCACAAAUGGGACGUGAUGGUGGAUUUGUUUUUCUACCGGGAGCCUGAGGAGGCAAAGGAGAAAGAGGAAGAACAGGCAGUUGCGCCACCAGAUUAUGGCAUUGCAGAUUUUGGUGCUGCUCCGCUGGUUGCAGAUCGAUGGGUUGCUGAUGCUCAGUGGGAUGCUCCUGAUAUGGUUCCAGCUGCUGCUGCUGCUGCUGCUCCAGUUUCUAAUGUGGAGUGGGCCCUAGAGCCAGUCGCUCUUGGAGGAGCAGCAGAUGGAUGGGAUGCUGCAGAAGCACCACCAGCACCUUUACCGGAAACUGGUGCACCUCCAGCCGCCAGUUAGUAAUGAGGGAAGCCUUAUCUCUCGCUUGGAAUUUUGAUUCGUCGAUUUGAGUUUUGCUUGUUCAUGUAGUAGCACCACCAAAUUAGUUGCGCGUAAGCGAGCCUGAACACUCGUAGUACCUAUCUUUACUCGUUUCAAAAUUGAGUUGUGUUUUCUUUUCCUAGUCAAGUUUUAGAUUUUGAUGUUUGAUGUCUUUUUUUUACUUCGUGGGUACUUUGGUACCAAUUAUUUAUGAGAAAUUAAAAUUACUCAAAA